Paramuricea clavata is the source of this 1531-nucleotide messenger RNA. The record is from the annotation of a GenBank genome assembly. Lineage: Eukaryota; Metazoa; Cnidaria; Anthozoa; Malacalcyonacea; Plexauridae.
AUGGCUGCGGGAAGAGCGCAUUUAGUCAGAGAGUGCCCUGCUAAGAGCGAGAAGAAGUGGUGUAACUAUCACAAAAGUACAACACACUCGGAUAGCACCUGCAGAAGUCAGCAAAAGAGCAAAGACCAAGCCAAACAGGAGUCGGAGAAAGAAAACGCCUCUAAGGAUGAACAUUCAUUUGCAUUCAAAGUUAACGACGAAGCAACGGGGAAAAUCAAUCGAAUGGGAAUGUUGGUUGACACAGGUGCCACUUCUCACAUUGUUACAACUGAUAUUUUAAAGCAAAUAGACAUGACAUUUAAACCAUCAAAACAUUUCAUUGAACUGGCUGAUGGCACACGAGCCAGUAAUAUUGCAUUGAAACGAGGGGAUGCUGAAGUGUUUCAGAAAGAUACAAAUGGAAAAUGUGUGAAAACGGUGCUGAAAAAACGCCUUAUAUAUACCAUCCUAUCCUCAAGAUAUUUUCUCAGUGAAGGCAGCCACAUCAAAUGGAGCCGAGCUUCGAUUUGCCCAAGAUUCUGGUGAGCUAACCCUUGAAGAUGAUACCAUUGUUGAAAUUGAAGAACAUGGACGGUUGUACUAUUUGACUUCCAUAGGCAGUCAUGAGAACGAUAGCGUAAGUGAAGUAGAUAAAGUAAAUCUCUCAUAUGAUAUUAACACAUGGCAUGAAAUCCUAGGUCACUGCAAUUUUGAAGAUAUUAUAAAACUACAGGGGGUAGUUAAGGGCAUGAAAUUCUCAGGUAAAAUUGAAUCAUCUAAGUUAGGUUGUAAUACAUGUGUAGAAGGAAAAUUUGUAAACAGCAGGAGGAGGAUUCCUGAUGCAAAAUCUCAAAAAUCAUUGGAGAAAGUGCAUGUGGAUUAGGCAGGUCCAGUUUCUCCUGUAUCAAGAGAGGGGUUUAAGUACUGCAUAGCUUUUACUGACGAUUUCUCAGGAGCAGUAUUCAUUUACUUUCUGAAAUGUAAAAGUGACACUUUUGUAGCAACAGAGAAAUUUCUAGCAGGCAUCACUCCUUAUGGCAAGGUAAGUUGCAUCCGUUCUGACAAUGGCUCAGAAUUUACAGGUAAGGCGUUUCAAACACUACUAAGGGAGCGUGGCAUAAAACAUGAAACUUCUGCUCCCUACUCGCCACACCAGAAUGGCACCGCCGAAAGGCACUGGCGCACAUUGUUCGAAAUGGGCCGAUGUCUUCGUCUUCAAUCAGGGUUACCCAAAACUCUCUGGCUCUAUGCAAUUCAAACCGCAGCUCACAUUAGGAAUAGAUAUUUUAAUAAGAGAACAAAGACAACACCCUACUUUAGCCUUACUGGGAAAGUACCUGAUCUUUCUAAAAUGUGGAUCUUUGGAUCUGAAUGUUUUGCUUACGAACAGGAGCAUAAGAAAUUAGACUCAAGAUGCAGCAAGGGGGUAUUUGUGGGAUACGACAAAAAUAGCCCUUCUUACCUAGUGUACUACCCACAAAAUGGGAAAAUCAUGAAACAUCGACUCAUUAGAUUCAUCAAGAAAGGUAGUGUGGAACAGCACACAAACUGA